Messenger RNA from Erythranthe guttata (spotted monkey flower), 1611 nucleotides. RefSeq lists its product as uncharacterized. NCBI's taxonomy places the organism in Eukaryota, Viridiplantae, Streptophyta, Magnoliopsida, Lamiales, Phrymaceae. The record is from RefSeq and is a predicted model, not a curated record.
CGUGCACAUAACACACCCCUGUUUUCAUCUUUGUUCCCCUGCAAAAACCAUCCUCCCCUGUUUUCACCAGCUGCAGUUUACAGGGUUUUGUUUUUGUCUAUCUUCUCUCACUCCUCAAUUUCGCAUGUUUCUCUCUCCUCAGUCUAAAAAACCAAAAAUAGAAUCAAGAAAACAAAAUGUAGUAAAAACAGGAAAAAGCAGAGCAGAGCUAAACCUAGUAUUCAGGACACCUUUGUCUUAUCUCCAAACUUCAAUGUCUUGUUCCCCUCUCUCUCUUCUUCUUCUUCAUACUUUUCAACCCAAAAGGUCAAAACCCUAAUCACAGCAGUUGACCAUUUGAUCUUCUCCGCCAUUGAUUUUUCCCUAAACCCUCCGAUCUAAAAAAAAAAGAUGGAAAAAACAGAGCUUUCAAUUCCACCCAUCAAUCUCGAAGUGGACGAAGAAGUAACCAAAGUAUACGAAAACCAAUGCCUGAUAGGAAAGAUCCUCCUCCCCUGGUCUGUAGACCAAACCCUAGUUCAAUCCUUCACACACACAAACUGGAAUUGCAGAUUGGGGCUAACCGUCACUAAAAUCGGCCGCAACAUGUUCAUGUUCGUUUUCCAGGACCAAAAAGAUUUAACCAACGUCGUAAAAAACACACCUUGGACAAUCAUGGGCACCGGUCUCAUGAUCCUGUCGACUUGCUCUUCAGGUGAAGUCACGCGCGAGUUGGAGUUCUCGUACUCGCCGUUUUGGGUUCAAGCCCACGGCCUACCGUUGAACUACUUGACCCGGCGAAACGGGUCGAAUGUCGGUUCCAUUUUGGGGACUUUUAUCCGCUCCGAUUGGCACGUGUCUUGUGUCAAGAUUUCUGACAAGGGAUAUCUCAGAUUGAGAGUGAGCUUGGAUGUUCGAAAGCCGAUACUGACUGGGUUUUGGCUGAACCGACCCGGGUCGUUGACCCGGGUUUGGGUCGAUUUCAAGUAUGAGAAUUUGGGGUUGUUUUGUUAUCAGUGUGGUAGAAUGGGUGAUAGUUUUAGGACUUGUAAGUUUCCGCCUGGCCCCGAGAAGUUCGGUUCUUGGUUACGUGCCGAUUUACGGGAUUGUUGCUCAAGUAAUAUCUCUCGUCCCGUUUCUAGAGCAAGAUCAAGAAUCAUGGUUACAUCAGUUGAUCAAGAUGAACGCACGAGUUUGCUCGCAGUAGUGCCUAGAAACCCGGAGCCGAAUAUUCUUGAUCAAUCCUCGGAUCUUGGUGAUGCAUCUUCUCAGCAAAGUAUACAUUUUGAGCAAGAUGAAACUGAGACGACUACUUCGACAAGAAAUCUGUGGCAAAGGCUGAUUUUGAACGGUGUAGAUUUGAUGAUCAUGUUAAGGAACCGGGAGAUCGUAUUAUCGCGCGUGACGAACUUAGAUGGGGGCGAAGGAAUUUGGACACUGCUUAUCUUGAUGGUUGUUUAUCUCUUCCAUUUGUACCACAAGUUCUCUCGUGUAAAACGUGGUGUACGGUUCCUCGGAGCACGAAAUGGGCCCACCCCUUCCGAUGAUGACGAUGAUGAUGAUCGUGAUGGCAAUGCAAUCGGAGAGAUAAUAGUUUCGAUCGUAUUUCUCGUCUUGCUGUACUUCUUCUGA